Molecule: messenger RNA, 1362 nt
Organism: Neohortaea acidophila
Lineage: Eukaryota; Fungi; Ascomycota; Dothideomycetes; Mycosphaerellales; Teratosphaeriaceae
Product: pyridoxal phosphate-dependent transferase
Exons: 2
Coding region: 1-1362 (453 amino acids)
Cellular component (GO): cytoplasm
Molecular function (GO): pyridoxal phosphate binding; identical protein binding; L-ornithine transaminase activity
Source: RefSeq, a predicted model, not a curated record
AUGGCCAAUUCGCACAGCGCAUCCCAAUACCAUGCCUCGUCGUCCAGCGACGCCAUGUCCACCGAAGCGCAGUACGCCGCGCACAACUACCACCCCCUCCCCAUCGUCUUCUCGCGCGCCCAAGGGUGCAGCGUGUGGGAUCCCGAAGGAAAGCACUACCUCGACUUCCUCUCCGCCUACUCCGCCGUCAACCAAGGCCACUGCCACCCCAAGCUCAUUCAAGCCCUCACCGAGCAAGCCAGCAGACUCACGCUGAGCUCUCGCGCCUUCUACAAUGACGUCUUCCCCAAGUUCGCAGAGAAGAUCACAAGGAUGACGGGCUUCGACAUGAUGCUGCCCAUGAACACCGGCGCCGAGGCCGUCGAGACCGCGAUCAAGGUCGCGCGCAAGUGGGGCUACAAAGUCAAGGGCAUUCCCAAGAACAAAGCAUACGUCUUCGGCGUGGCGGACAACUUCCACGGCCGCACCUUUGCCGCCAUCACAUUGUCCAGCGAUCCCGAGAGCAGAGAUAACUACGGCCCGUACUUGGACCGAGUGGGUUCUGUCAACCCUUCAACCGGCAAGCCGAUCCCCUACAACGACAUCCCCGCCGUGGAGCAGCUGUUCGAGGAGCACGGCGGCGAGACGGCCGCUUUCAUCGUGGAGCCCAUCCAGGGUGAAGCGGGCAUUUGCGUGCCGGAUGACGACUACCUGCCACGCCUGCGAGCGCUUUGCACGAAAUACAACGUCCUUCUGAUCUGUGACGAAAUCCAGACGGGUAUCGCGCGGACAGGGCGUCUCCUGUGCUACCAAUGGGCCGGUAUCCAGCCCGACCUCUUGAUCCUCGGCAAGGCAGUGGCGGGUGGCAUGUACCCGGUCUCGUGUGUGCUCGGCUCGAAGGAGAUUAUGCUCGUGGUCGAGCCGGGCUCUCAUGGCUCGACGUUCGGCGGCAAUCCUCUCGGGAGCGCGGUGGCGCUCAAGGCGCUCGAGAUUGUCGAAGAGGAGCAGCUCACCGAGCGUGCAGAACGCCUGGGCGAGAUCUUCCGGCAAGGCCUGCGCGAUAUCCAGAGCAAGAACGCAAUCAUCUCUCUUGUGAGGGGCAAGGGAUUGCUGAAUGCGAUGGUCAUUGACGAGAGCAAGACGGCCGGGCACAGCGCGUGGGAUUUGUGUAUGCUCAUGAAAGAGAAGGGCCUACUCGCCAAACCGACUCACCAAAACAUCAUCCGCCUCGCCCCGCCGCUCGUCAUCACCGAGGAGGAGAUCAAGAAUUCGCUACAAAUCAUCGAAGAUGCAUGCCGCGAGCUCCCACACCUCAAGGGCUUGAAGGAGGCCAAGAUUCUGCCUCCGGGCGAGAAGAAUGUCAGCAUAGGUGUGGACAACUAG